CCCAUCAUGGAUGACACAUUGGAGGGGUUUAAUCUGGAGAACUCACGGGCUCUGCUGCUGGCCUGUGUGACUCUGCUGGUCUCCAUCCACCUGUGGCGCUGGCUCCGGUACCGGUCCGUCCCGGGCCCACCGGGUCCGAUCGCCUGGCCGGUCGUGGGGAACGCUGCUCAACUCGGGAACUCACCUCACCUGUACUUCACCCGCAUGGCCGAGAAAUACGGCAACGUCUUCCAGAUCAAACUGGGCUCCCGGACCGUGGUGGUGCUGAACGGGGACUCCAUCAAACAGGCUCUGAUCAAACAGGGGUCCGAGUUCUCCGGCAGACCGGACUUCACCUCCUUCCAGUACAUCGGCGGUGGGGAUAGCCUCGCUUUCGGCACCAACACGGACUGGUGGAAGAUGCACCGCCGAGUGGCCCAGUCCACAGUCCGUAUGUUCUCCACAGGGAACCCGCGGACCAAGAAGGCGUUCGAGAACCACGUCCUGUGUGAGACCAGAGAGCUGCUGCAGAGGUUCGUGAGGAAAACCCAGCAGCACCGGUACUUCCAGCCCAUGACGGACCUGGUGGUGUCCACGGCCAACAUCAUGAGCGCGGUGUGCUUCGGGAAGAGGUACUCCAACGAGGACCAGGAGUUCCUGCAGGUGGUGGGCAGGAACGAGCAGUUCACCAAAACGGUGGGAGCAGGGAGCAUAGUGGACGUGAUGCCCUGGCUCCAGUACUUCCCCAACCCCAUCAAAACUAUCUUUGAUGACUUCAAGUCGCUCAACCUGGAGUUCACCUCGUUCAUCCGGGACAAAGUUAUGGAGCAUAGGAAGAACUUCCAGUCCAGCGUGGUCAGGGACAUGACAGACGCCUUCAUAGUGGCGAUGGACAAGCUGAGAGACAAGUCGGGCCUCUCGUCGGGGAAGGACUACGUGACCCCCACGGUGGGGGACGUCUUUGGAGCGAGUCAGGACACCCUGUCCACCGCACUGCAGUGGAUCAUCCUCUUACUGGUCAAGUUCCCGGAGAUGCAGGUUCGUCUCCAGCAGGAGGUGGGCAAGGUGGUGGACCGCAGCCGGCUGCCUUCCAUCGAGGACCAGCCACAGCUGCCCUACGUCAUGGCCUUCAUCUACGAGGUGAUGCGCUACACCAGCUUCAUGCCGCUCACCAUCCCCCACUCCACCACGACAGACACCUCCAUCAUGGGCUACACCAUCCCCAAGAACACGGUGGUCUUCAUCAACCAGUGGUCCAUCAACCACGACCCGGCCCUGUGGGACCGCCCGGAGGCCUUCGACCCCCAGCGUUUCCUGAGCCAGGACGGAACGCUGAACAAGGACCUGGCCAGCAGCGUGCUCAUCUUCUCCCAGGGCAAGCGGCGGUGCAUCGGCGAGGAGCUGUCCAAGCUGAAGCUGUUCCUCUUCACCUCCCUGCUCGCCCACCAGUGCCACAUCACCGUGGACCCGGACAGGCCCGUCACGAUGGACUACAACUACGGCUUGACUCUGAAACCGAAAGCCUACAACAUAGCAGUGACUUUGCGUGAAGAUAUGAGGCUGCUGGAUGCGGCCACCAGGCAGACCGUCCCCGGGGAGGUCAAGGCCGAGCCCUCAUAA
Anoplopoma fimbria (sablefish) is the source of this 1599-nucleotide messenger RNA. RefSeq names its product cytochrome P450 1B1 (gene cyp1b1). The record is from RefSeq and is a predicted model, not a curated record. The coding region runs from base 7 to 1599 and encodes 530 amino acids. Gene Ontology annotation, molecular function: steroid 17-alpha-monooxygenase activity; iron ion binding; heme binding. The transcript is spliced from 2 exons. Gene Ontology annotation, biological process: progesterone metabolic process; hormone biosynthetic process. NCBI's taxonomy places the organism in Eukaryota, Metazoa, Chordata, Actinopteri, Perciformes, Anoplopomatidae.